AUGACAAACAAACCAGGACUACUACCUAAGUGGCUGGUGGCACACACAGCAAUCAAAGCCAUGUACAUGCUGGCUGUUAAUAAUAGAAAAAGCAUCGAUUUUCUGGAUGGCAUUAGGAGCAUGAAGUUUUCGUAUGCACAUCUUACGCUUUUGCUCAGCUUUGCAAGGCUUAUGUCUUUGAAAAGGAUAACAAAAUCCAGGUUUUACAUUAUGAUUGCAGUAUCUUUUUUUGCAGAGGGUGUGUUUUUUAUAUAUGGAGGGAUUUAUGGGACAUAUAGCAAGGUGAGGGUUCUAUCUGAGGUGUUUUUGGAUGUGUUUACGCUAGCAUGGAUGGUGUUUUUGUAUCCUUACUAUCUGGUAGACAUUGAUGACGAAAGGAAAUCGCUAUGA
This is a messenger RNA of Ordospora pajunii, 390 nucleotides long. RefSeq lists its product as uncharacterized. The record is from RefSeq and is a predicted model, not a curated record. Lineage: Eukaryota; Fungi; Microsporidia; Ordosporidae. The coding region runs from base 1 to 390 and encodes 129 amino acids. The transcript has a single exon.